This is a messenger RNA of Penicillium waksmanii, 219 nucleotides long. RefSeq lists its product as uncharacterized. The transcript has a single exon. Lineage: Eukaryota; Fungi; Ascomycota; Eurotiomycetes; Eurotiales; Aspergillaceae. The record is from RefSeq and is a predicted model, not a curated record. The coding region runs from base 1 to 219 and encodes 72 amino acids.
AUGGUUCAUCUAUGGCUUCUCGUGGCGCAAGUCCUCAUCGCAGCUCCUUCCUUCGUGUCCGUGUCCGCCGACUCUGGCGGUUCAUUUCUGUGGAAUCCGCCCUGGUUCAACGAAGCCAACGUCUACGCCCGCAUGAUUAAACUCCAACACGCUGGUGAUCGUAAUGGCAAACUGCUUGCGACAUGGGAGCACUGGUACACAAAAAGGCAAGGACAGUGA